Molecule: messenger RNA, 1453 nt
Organism: Nicotiana tabacum (common tobacco)
Lineage: Eukaryota; Viridiplantae; Streptophyta; Magnoliopsida; Solanales; Solanaceae
Source: RefSeq, a predicted model, not a curated record
AAACACGCCUCUAUAACAGAACACACUUUGCUGCGGACACAGAAGAGAGGAUAAAAAAUGGCGUCCUUGGGUCACGACGAGCUCCAAUCGGCUAACAUAUUCAUACCGGAGGAGUGGUCCGACGCUGCCGAUACCAUAGCUUAUAAUUCUACAACUUCGCCGCCGCCGGUUGCGUUUGUCUGCGGUCCCAAAAAUAGCGGCAAGACCACUUUCUCUCGUCUCCUCCUCAACGUCCUUCUGCAGAGAUACAAGAAAGUGGCUUAUUUGGAUACGGAUGUUGGGCAGACAGAGUUUACUCCACCUGGUUUGUUAUCCCUUACUACAAUUGACAAAAUAACUUCAGAUCUGUCAAUUCCGUGCCUAAAGACUCCUGAGAGUUUUCACUAAGGCUGUCAAGGUAUAUUCUUACCUCAGUCAGAGGCCGUUGUUGUUGAAUUUGAUGAGGAAAUUCACAAAUGAAAGAAAUUUGGUGAGACCGGCCAAGACUAGAUUUGCAACGGCUUUCUUAACUUUGCAUAGUUUUUACUUGCAAAAGAAAAACUUGAGAAAGCUAGUUUUUUCAAAUGAAUGGAAAGAUAAUAGAUAUGCAAAGGAAGCUGCGGGGAAAGAAACUGCCAAAGUUCUUAUUUCUCCAUUAUUCUGGAAUGACGUCGUUUGGGCUCUUAAAGUUGGUGGUCCUUUGAUUAGGGUGCUUUGUAUGGUGGAUGGGGAGAGAAAACCGCCAAUGGGCUAUCUUUAUGAAGCUAUAGAUAGAGCCAAAGAGACUAUUGCAGUGUCAUUUGAGGGAGAUGUUAGGAAAUAUGAGAAAGUUUUUGAUAUUAUUGAUAGCAGGUGGUCGAAUCAACUCCAUCGUCCUUUGCAUGCAGCAGGCCAUCUUCUGAACCCGGGAUUAUUUUACAAUAACACUAGAGAUGAAACUUUGGAUUCAGAGGUGUGGAUUGGAUACCAUGAGUGUCUUGAGAAGUUGAUCCCCGAUUCAGCGACGGUAGAUCAAAUAGGGGAGGAGUUUGGUAGGUACUCACAAGCAGAGGGCCUAUUUGGUUUACAGGCGGCCAUUAGAGCCAGAGACAUAAGGUCGCCAGGUAACUAACUUUAAUAUAGAUAUCCUUAUAACUUUAAUUUAAUUUAUUUGAUUUAUACUUAUUAACUUUUAAAAUAUUUUUCUAUAGUUGAAUGGUGGAUGCAAUUUAGACAUCAAACUCCAAAUUUACAAAAGUUUGCCAUUAAAGUACUAAGCCUAACUUGUAGUGCAUCUGGAUGCGAGAGAAAUUGAAGUGUAUUUGAGGAUAUUCACUCCAAGAAAAGGAAUAGGCUUGAGCUAUCGCGUCUCAAUGAUCUAGUGUAUAUUAAAUACAAUAGAACAUUGAGGCGACGUUAUGAAGCUCGCGAUACCAUUGAUCCAAUUUUGUUGGAUAACAUUGACGAGGCAAAUGAAUGGUUAACUGGAGCCCCC